This is a messenger RNA of Esox lucius (northern pike), 5591 nucleotides long. RefSeq names its product zinc finger, CCHC domain containing 24 (gene zcchc24). The transcript has 4 exons. Bases 294 to 1016 code for a protein of 240 amino acids. Gene Ontology annotation, molecular function: nucleic acid binding; zinc ion binding. NCBI's taxonomy places the organism in Eukaryota, Metazoa, Chordata, Actinopteri, Esociformes, Esocidae. The record is from RefSeq and is a predicted model, not a curated record.
GUGGCUGCCCCACUGCAAAUAUAGGGAGAUAACGGGCCGUGAGUAGCGGCUGAAAACUUCUUAUACUGACAUGUUAGAGCAAUGACGUUUGCUUAACCGUAUAAACGGAGACGAAUCUCCCAGCACGAGGAUGAUAUAGGGUCUCUACGGGCAGAGGAACAAGGAAAUAUUGCCACGGCCAGGUGGGGAAUAGAAAGUGGCGAAUCCGUUUAAGUUUAGAAAGAGCGAGAGUGAGCAGAAUUCCCGAAAGUUGAGACCAAUCCAAAAACAGCGGCGGUGUACCCAUUUGAAAGAUGAGCUUGAUGUCUGCCAUAGACACCAGUGCCUCUGUGUACCAGCCGGCACAGCUACUCAAUUGGGUCUAUCUCUCUCUACAAGACACCCACCAGAACCACCAAAGCGCUUUUGACGCCUUUAGACCCGAACCCAACUCUUCCCACCCAGAUCUGAACUACUGCAAGACUCCCGCGGCGGACUUGAGCUCGUCCCUUAACUCCAACUAUCUCAACAACUUUUUUCAGCUCCAGCGGAAUGAGGCAUUGAAUAACAGCGUGUAUAAGAACGUCUCGCCAUAUGGCUCACUCAACAACAUUGUCGAUGGACUCAACUCCUUAACGGACCACUUCUCUGACCUCUCCCUCUCGUCAGAGCAACGCAAGCCCAGUAAGAGGCCCCCGCCCAACUACCUGUGCCACCUGUGCUUCAACAAGGGCCACUACAUCAAAGACUGUCCCCAGGCACGCCCUAAAGGUGAAGGUCUGACCCCGUACCAGGGGAAGAAGAGGUGUUUCGGAGAGUAUAAAUGUCCCAAGUGUAAGAGGAAGUGGAUGAGCGGUAACUCCUGGGCCAACAUGGGACAGGAAUGUAUCAAGUGCCACAUCAACGUCUACCCACACAAACAGCGUCCGCUGGAGAAGCCUGAUGGCCUGGACGUCUCAGACCAGAGUAAGGAGCAUCCACAACACCUGUGUGAGAAAUGCAAAGUCCUGGGCUACUACUGCCGACGCGUGCAAUAAUGCCUUAAAACAGCCACCGCCCCGGCAACAUCUGUACCGCCCGCUUCUGUCAGAAAAUAGAGGAACCGUUGCCUGUGCCGUCUCUCCUCUCCAUCCCCAUUGUCUGAAAGAGAGUCUAGAAACUCUCCCUUCUCAACAGCAGGCCCUCACCCUGUCACUCUCCCACUCCUUGCCCAGUCCCUAGUCCCCACUGCCACUCCCAUUCCCUAUCUGAAUUUGAUAGCAAACCUCUUGGGGAACCUCAUCACUAAGCGCGGUUCUUGGGCCUUUUCCUAAUGGCAAGGGUGUAGAAGCUGAUCCAAAAUGUGCGCUUAGGGAAACCUCUGCCCAUACUGAUAAAAAGCCUGCAAAAUGCUAUUUUUUUAAAACAUUUUUUAUAUCAUUUGAUGUAAAUAUCAACGAUCCUGACAGGGCCUUUUGUACCCUUUCCUAAAAACCCUGUAACCCAACAAAGAUUGUGUCUAUAGUAUGAUAUUGUUGUCACUGACAGUAUUUCCCACCUUUGGUAUUAUUACCUCAUUCUGGGGUGGGUUGGCGGUUUCCAGAGGAGGUUGGCCUUUGUUCUCCCUGCCAAGUGAAAUGUGUGUGGAUGUUCUGAGUAUAUCGGAGACAGAGCCUCUGGAGAUAGUAAUGCAACAGAGGUCCCUAAACCCUCUGUCAUCAUGGGCUCAUGUCAGGGUAAAAGGGUUAAUGUCUGGGUCAAAGGUCAACAUAUACAAUAAUAACUGUGAAUUAAAUAUGAAUUGAUUAUUGAUUAACUGAGGGAUAUUGCACCAUAAAUCCCUGGCUGACAUGUUACAUGUGGCAUAUUUAUUAUUUGUUGUCUUUGUUUCUUGUGCAAUUUUGUAUAGAUUUUAGUCGGGACAUAUACAGAUGUGUAUACUAUAUGUAUGUUUGUAUAGCAAAGUAUUAUUGUGUAACUGCUUCCACUUGUCUUUAGAAACUACUGUAGGUUGAGAUAGUUGUUCUUCGUUUAGAUUGUGUAUCACAGUGAAAAUAAUGUCGAUAUUUCUUACUUUACAUGCUAUGCAUUUAUGUCAACAAUGAAAUAAUUGUUUAGGUAUUAAGAUUUACAAAUUGACCAGUUUUGAAUUUCUAUUUCUUAAAGGCCAAUUGUGCAAUAACAGCAGUUUCUGUGAUGAUAAAGACUGGAUAUUGAGAUUCUCUAAGACAAUAUCCCAUUGAUAUUGACUCUAAAGAGUUAGGUUAUGGCAAUUCUGUAGUCUCAUUUCCUUUUAUUCCCACUAAUUUGACAGUUUACAUCCAAACAAUUAUUUCUUUAAAUAAUUAUUGAAAAGUAAUUCCGUCCUAUAAUUUAUGUAAGCAGACAAUAUUCUUAUAAAGGGGCCACCUUUAAGGGCUCAACAUCACAUUUUAGCAUGUUUACAACUAGUGUAUUUGGUGUAGGAUGCCCAUAGAUUGACAUGGAUAAUUAUAGUUUAUAAGAACACAUAUUUAUUCUGGUAUAUAAUAGAAAUCAUUAUACAUCUCAAAUUGGAUUUAUAGCAUACUGUAUUGCAUUUGCAAAAGCAAAUCUUUUGGGGGACUGACCAAAAGAGCUGUUGCAAUCAAGUAACACUACUUUAUGACAGUUUUAUUGUCCUAGAAUUGUGUGUGACUCUUCCUAAUCUAUUUUUCCAAGGGGUCUAACCCCUUCAAUGUGUCAAACAGGUGACAGCAGUAAAGGAUGUCUGGAAAGAGUGAGAUGUGGAGGGAUGUAGGGAAGAUUGCUAUGAUGGUUGGUAAAGUAAAAAGAAGUGGAAAAGCUUGUCUUUUACACAUUGCCAUGUUUCGUUUAUCAGAGGAUAUCUUGUAAGUGUAAUGAUGGAUUAAGUUUACGUUUCCGUGUGUUUGAUACCACUUCAUAUCAUGAUGUAAACAUGAUAUCAUGUUUUUAUGGGUAAGAAGUAACCAUUACCUGUUUACAAAGAUGUAGGCCUAUACCUUAAACUUUACACUUGGUGGAUUUAAAGCAAAGAAUGUCUUUGAUCUUGUAUUUCCAAUAUUGGGUUGCGUCUUAGCAAAGAUUAUUCAGACUUUUGGAACAUUCAUAUUUUCUGAGGAUAGUUGUAACGCUUUCUACCACUUUUCAGAACUGUAUGUUUCUACUCAAACAAAUUGGUUUCUCCAAUAUUUAGAAUGUGUAUGAUGGUUCUAUAAAUAUUGCAUUUCUCAUCACAUAUUUUUUAUUAUUUGAAACAUACUAAUGUGCCUUGUGAAAAUAGAUUUUUUUAUUACAUUAAACAAGAGGAGUGUUAUACUUAGUUUUUAACUGGAAUGAACUAAUGUCUAGAGGUAACUGUUGGAGAGUGUUUGGCCAAGUCUGAUGCAGGAUCAAGAUGUGAAUGCAUAUGGGAAAACAAUACUAUUACCGCAUUAGUAAUGAGAACCGGGUAAGGUUUUCCUCAACACCAUUUUGUUAAGAUUGGCAGUAACUGAAAUAUCUGGCCCAAACCAAAUCACACACACUGUAGGUAACAGUUGGAAACAAUGUUAUUUUGUAGUCAGUACACUAAUGUGAAUGAGCUGUAGCCCUCAUCCUCAUUCCAUUAACUUUGGCUGGGAUAUAUUCUGAUUGUGGGUUACAUGCAUUGCUGCCCACCGUGAAGGAAAGUUGGCCUGAUUCCAGAUCUGUUUGAGGCUCUUGCCAACCAGUAUAUUCUUUUUUUAUAACACAGAUCCUGAACUAGGUUACAGGUUAGUAGAUUAUCUAAAUAUGAGGAUAUACAGUGCUUGGGAGAUUUUGUGUAUUAUGAUCAACUGAACUAAAAGGAAUAUGUGGAUGAGAACAUUUGUAAUAAAUAUAGGGAAAAUCUUAAAGACUCUAGGGAAAAGAUCAAAUCUCCUGAGAUAUUUUUUGGGGGAUAGCCUGAUUCCGUCCAGACAAGUUUGUGAAGACGCCAUGUGUUUAAGAUGGCAUAAUACGAGCUAAUGGAGGCAGUUCAUACAAUGUGUGUAUACAUUUAAACAUAUACAAAUGCUUUUUCAGAUUUGUUUUUCUUUUGAAUUUACAUAUACUUGACUUUUCUAGUUAUUAUUCAGUAUGGUUUAUUAUUUUCUAUGAACGAUUUGUGUAUUUUGGAAAGAAAUUUGAUGUUAAAUUUUUUAAGCAAUUAGCACUCACACACAAAAAAAUCCCUUGAAGUUUUUACAAUUGAUUGUUUUAUGUAUAUAUUAGUUUCCCAUCAUAUUAAAGGAUCUUAGCUCCUCUGAAAUGUUAUGCAAUUUUGAAAUGUUCUAUGUUAAAAGGGCCUAUAAUGCUGAGAGAUAAUUAAAGCUGGGUGUUUUUUGUUGAUGUUUUACUAUGAUCUGAGGGGUUACCCCAACAGAGAUAUUUAUGGAAAUAUUUUUACAGCCGUUUUUUGUAUACAAUACGCAACAACGAUAUACUAAGGAGGAAAUAUUGAUGUCAACAUAGAUUAUUAUUAAAAAAGUUGGUACAUAAUUAUUAAUACCCUGUACUCAAUUAUAAGCCAUUGUGUUUUAGUGUGUUUUGUUUUGUGGUUAGUACUGUUAUUAUCAGUAUUAAAUAACUCAUUAUGACGCCCAAGUGCUUUAACUAAUAUUUCUCUGAGAGUAACCAUGUGUCCUUUAAAUAGCAUGCAUUCAACUUGUAUUGCAACUGUUACAUUAUUAUUAAAAUGGCUGAGUUUCUAGAUCAUUAAGAUCUUAGUAGGUUGAGCAAUACGUGUUGUGUUAACAUGCAGAAUAAAUCAUAUUUAUCUUAGUGACUGAAACUCACCACUGUAUGAAUUCAUUGAACUGAGUUCUAGUUUGUUUUAAGCAAUGACAACAAUAACUUUUUUAUUCAUACAGUACUUUAGCACAGGGUGUAACUAAGGGCUGAAGUGUUACAGAUUGAACAAUCAAAAUGCAAAUGUCAUUUUCGGCACACAUGCUUGUGUUUACCGUGAAUGCAGUAUCUGCUAGAGCGGGCACAUUGCCUUCAGAUGUCUGUGACACAGAACGUCAGCACUGCAGAUUAAAUCCAGCCCUUCUGCUAAGAAAAUGUGUAAGACGAAAUAUUAUUGUAGAGUUUGCAUGUGCAUGUGUUUUGGUUAUAUCUUUAAAAUAAGUAUUUUGUGCAAUGUAUUUAAUUUCAGCACAGUAAUGUAGUGGGCCACAUUGAAUGUGUCACAAAUGGCACCCUAUUCUCUUUCUAGUGCACUACCUUUGGUCAAAGGUAGUGCACUGCAGUAUUAGAGAAUAGCAUGUCAUUUGGGAGGCACAAUAUUCUCUUAGCAUUCUCAACAACUUCUAAUUGAUUGUUACUAGUCACUGAAAUGUAUAAUUCACUGAUAGUGUAUCCCGACUAAUACUUACUGAAUGUACUGUUUUAAUACUUACAUGGUGGAUUAGACAUGGAUGUCUGUUAUUUGAUGAAACACGAUGUUGUAAUGCUACAGUGGGAUGGGGAUGAGUUGGGAUGUUGUGUAAAAAGAAAAUAACACGUCUGUUUCAUCUUGUCCAUGAAACGGCAUUCCGAAAUGUGCCUUAUUGUUAGUUAGAAAACAAGAAAUGACUUUAGUGCUUUAGCACUAUAUGGAGUUAUGAUGAAUAAAAUAAAUGUUGAAU